AUGGAAUCGAUUGAGGCUUUUGUUAUAACUGGAGGAAGAGGAAAAGGUCAAGCUACAAACGUUCCGGAACGUGAAUUAAUUGACCAAAUUAAAAUAAGACCUUUACUAUAUGACAAAAAGAUUAAAGAUUACAGAAAGCCUGGUGCGUCAGAUGCCGCAUGGAAUGAGGUGGCUUCAGCUUUGCAUUCUUCAGUAUUAAACUGCAAAAAGCGAUGGAAAAGCCUUAGAGAUACAUUCAUCAAAUACUAUCGAGCAGAUGUUUUGUUCAACUUAGGCGAUUCGAGAGGGAAACAAAAAAAGUGGCACUUCUAUGAUGAUCUUAAAUUUCUUAAAAGUCAUGUAGAGCUCUUUAGGCUGGAAGGUAAUCCUAAAGAAAGAUCUGAACCUAAAGCUUACACAAAUGAAGAGAAACAUAUAUUUAUUGAAACGGAAGGAGAAAAUGAAGUUUAUGAAAUUAAGGAAAUAGAAGAAGUAUUUGAAGAUCAUCUCGUUACUGUGGAGGAGGAAAUUCAUGAAAAUACUGAUGAAGAACAUGAUAUAGCUCAAAAAUCAGAAUGGUACAGCGAAUAUCAACAAGAGGAAGAAGAAAGUGAGAACGAGAAUACGAUUGAGAGCCAAGAAAUUAUUGUUCAAAACGAAAAUUCUCCAAUAGAAUCAAUAGAAGAAAAAGACUUAUUACCUAUCAAUACUGAAAUCUCGCAAUCACCAUCUAAAAACAUUGUUGAUCCUGAUGAACGAUACCUGAUGAGUUGCUUGCCAGCUUUUAAACGUUUCAAUCCACAACAAAAAGCAUAUGUUCGCGUGAGAAUUGAAGAGCUUUUCUAUAAAGUAGAAUUUGAAAAUAUCACAGAACCAAAAACUAAAAGAACACGAUUAAAUUCACACAAUAUACCAAAAUAUGAAGGUCAGAGAUUUGACGACACUGACGCCAGAAAAAUAAUUUCAUACGAGCCAAUGUGGCGACUAAUACAAAUGGCAUUAGGGACAUCUGAAUUCCUUGACAUUUCUAUUACAGAAGAUAUCUAA
Molecule: messenger RNA, 1026 nt
Organism: Clunio marinus
Lineage: Eukaryota; Metazoa; Arthropoda; Insecta; Diptera; Chironomidae
Source: the annotation of a GenBank genome assembly